This is a messenger RNA of Malassezia globosa CBS 7966, 1650 nucleotides long. RefSeq lists its product as uncharacterized. The coding region runs from base 1 to 1650 and encodes 549 amino acids. Gene Ontology annotation, molecular function: iron-sulfur cluster binding; catalytic activity. Gene Ontology annotation, biological process: tRNA wobble base 5-methoxycarbonylmethyl-2-thiouridinylation. Gene Ontology annotation, cellular component: elongator holoenzyme complex; nucleus; cytoplasm. The transcript has a single exon. The record is from RefSeq and is a predicted model, not a curated record. Lineage: Eukaryota; Fungi; Basidiomycota; Malasseziomycetes; Malasseziales; Malasseziaceae.
AUGGCCGUGUCAUCGACCUCGACAUCGGCGGAAUGUCUUCUUCGUGUGUGUGCAGAUAUUGCAGCACAGCUUGUCCAUGCACAUGAAGAAUCCAAAUCUGUCUCAUUGAAUGCAAUCCGCAGCGCUUCGUGCAAAAAACAUGGAUACGGAGGCGUUCCGAGACUCACAGAUAUCAUUGCUGCGAUCCCCGACACGCACAAAAAGAUCCUUGUGCCAGCAUUGCGUGCAAAGCCAAUUCGCAGCGCGAGCGGCAUUGCUGUUGUCGCGGUCAUGUGUAAGCCGCAUCGCUGUCCACAUAUUGCGCUGACAGGCAACAUUUGUGUGUAUUGCCCCGGAGGACCGGAUUCAGACUUUGAAUACAGCACACAGUCCUAUACAGGAUAUGAACCAACAUCUAUGCGUGCAAUUCGCGCACGGUACGACCCAUACGAACAGAGCCGCGGUCGUGUACAACAACUUCGCGAAUUGGGACACAGCGUCGACAAAGUCGAAUACAUCAUUAUGGGCGGCACUUUCAUGAGCUUGUCGGAGCAGUAUCGGAAUGAAUUCAUCGCUCAGCUGCACAAUGCACUAAGUGGAUACACGGGACUGGACGUCGAUGAAGCAGUACGAUACUCGGAGCGGUCUCAAACCAAAUGCAUUGGCAUCACGAUCGAGACGCGUCCGGACUAUUGUUUGCGCCCGCACUUGUCUCAGAUGCUGCGCUACGGGUGCACGCGUCUUGAGAUUGGCGUGCAAAGUGUGUAUGAGGAUGUGGCUCGUGAUACAAAUCGCGGACAUACAGUCAAGGCAGUUUGUGAGACGUUUCAUCUCGCGAAGGAUGCCGGCUACAAAGUUGUGGCUCAUAUGAUGCCAGAUCUUCCCAACGUCGGUGUUGAGCGUGAUAUGGAGCAGUUCAAAGAGUACUUUGAGAACCCUGCAUUCCGCUCGGACGGCCUCAAAUUGUAUCCCACGUUGGUCAUUCGCGGCACGGGUCUGUACGAACUAUGGCGAACAGGUCGCUAUAAGAACUACACGCCAUCUUUUCUCGUCGAUAUCAUCGCUCGCAUCCUUGCAUUGGUGCCUCCCUGGACACGCGUGUACCGCGUGCAGCGUGAUAUUCCUAUGCCACUUGUCUCGAGUGGUGUUGAGAAUGGCAACCUGCGGGAGAUGGCUCUCGAGCGAAUGCGCGACUUUGGCGUCACAUGCCGCGACGUUCGAUACCGAGAAGUCGGUAUCCAUGAAAUUCAUACGAAAGUGCGUCCAGAGGAAAUUGAAUUCCUUCGUCGUGACUAUACUGCAAAUGGCGGCUGGGAGACGUUCCUUUCGUACGAGGAUCCUGACCGAGAUAUUCUCGUCGCUUUACUCCGUCUUCGAAAGUGUUCCAGCACAGGAACGUAUCGGACAGAGUUGCUCAAAGACGGACAGACGUCGAUUGUGCGUGAAUUGCACACGUACGGCAGUGCUGUCCCGCUUCACAGCCGCGAUCCGACCAAAUUCCAGCAUCAAGGCUUCGGUACCUUGUUGAUGGAGCAAGCCGAAGCCAUUGCUCGUGACGAGCAUGGCAGCGUAAAGAUGGCUGUCAUUUCAGGCGUUGGAACGCGUGAUUAUUAUCGCCGACUUGGCUAUGAGCUCGAAGGCCCUUGUACGUAUAACGCAUGCCUGAACUAA